Messenger RNA from Ichthyophthirius multifiliis, 411 nucleotides. RefSeq lists its product as hypothetical. Gene Ontology annotation, molecular function: pyridoxal phosphate binding; L-kynurenine:2-oxoglutarate transaminase activity. Gene Ontology annotation, cellular component: cytoplasm. NCBI's taxonomy places the organism in Eukaryota, Ciliophora, Oligohymenophorea, Hymenostomatida. The transcript has 2 exons. The record is from RefSeq and is a predicted model, not a curated record. Gene Ontology annotation, biological process: biosynthetic process.
AUGAUGCAUGGAAAUCUCUUACUCUGCUUAAUGGGUUAAGGUUUCCCAAACUGGUCCCCUCCAAUUUUUUUUUAAGAUUCUUUAACAAAACUAACAUAAUAAGGUCCUCAUUAAUAUACUCGUGCAUUUGGAGCUCCAAAACUUAUAAAUUCAAUAAGUGAUUUUUACUCUCCAAUAUUUAAUCGUAAAAUAGACCCAAAUACUGAAAUAUGUGUCUCUGCUGGAGGUGUAAGUGUAUUAAACGCAAUAUUUUUAGGAAUACUAAACUCAGGUGACGAAGUUAUACUUUUAGACCCUUCAUAUGAUUGUUAUAGAGCCCAAAUACAAAUAGCUGGUGGAAUAUCAAAGAGUGUACCAUUAAAAUACCGUAAAAAGAACACAUAAGAAGAAAUAAAAACCGAAAAGAUAUGA